AGUCUUUCUUUGAUUACGCACGUAUACAGUAAAACAAUGCAUUUGUUAUAUCAUAUUUAUUUAUGAAUUUGUGAGAAAUUUAUAUUAUUAGAAAAAAACCUUAGUGUUUAUUUUAUCUGUGUGUUAGUGAAUAUUGUUUAUUUUUCAAAAUGAUUAAAUUAUCAUUACAAGAAGCCAUGAAGAUCGGAUUUAUCGGAGGCGGCAGACUGGCGUUUGCGCUGGCGAAUGGGUUCAUAUCUGCGGGGUUAGCAAAACCAGAUGAAAUCACAGCUAGCGUGCAUCCUGCGGAUUUAGCCAGUGCUGAGGCAUUUAAGGGUUUAGGCGCAACAGCCCUUUUCGAGAACAGACCGGUGGUGGAGAGAUCUGAAGUAGUCAUAGUGUCCGUGAAGCCCGAUGUCGUUGGACCAGCGCUGAAGGAUAUCAGAGAUCUACAGGCAUCCAGGAAUAAGCUGUUCAUCUCAGUUGCUAUGGGGGUCUCGAUAGCUAGCAUAGAGAAGGUGCUACCACCAGAAGCCAGAGUAAUCCGAGUGAUGCCCAACACCCCAGCGCUGGUGAAGCAAGGCGCUGCAGCGUUUAGCAGGGGUUCCAGGGCAACUGCUGAUGAUGCCAAACUUACUACUGAACUCUUCAAGGCUGUAGGCACGUGUGAUGAGGUACCUGAAUACCAGAUGGAUGCUGUCACCGCUUUGAGUGGCAGUGGACCGGCUUAUGUCUACAUGCUAAUAGAGUCGCUAGCAGACGGUGGCGUCCGCUGUGGCUUGCCCCGAGACCUAGCCCUGCGUCUCGCAACACAGACCACGUUGGGGUCAGCUGCCAUGUUGAAGAACGGGGGGCACCCAGCAGCUAUGAAGGACAAUGUUACCUCUCCAGGAGGAUCUACGGCAGAGGGCACGUAUCAUUUGGAACAGAAUGGUUUCCGAUCAGCAAUCAUUGGGGCAGUCAUGGCGGCCGCAAACAGAUGCAAAGUGGUUAAUGAGACUUUGAACAAAUGAGAAAUAUUUGUUGAUAUGUAAAGCAUAAUGAGAGGUUAAGAUGAUAUAGAUAAAAUAAAUUUUAUUUUCCGUUAA
Zerene cesonia (dogface butterfly) is the source of this 1067-nucleotide messenger RNA. It is a transcript of the gene P5cr-2, whose product is annotated as pyrroline-5-carboxylate reductase. The transcript is spliced from 7 exons. Gene Ontology annotation, biological process: L-proline biosynthetic process. The coding region runs from base 150 to 992 and encodes 280 amino acids. Lineage: Eukaryota; Metazoa; Arthropoda; Insecta; Lepidoptera; Pieridae. The record is from RefSeq and is a predicted model, not a curated record. Gene Ontology annotation, molecular function: pyrroline-5-carboxylate reductase activity.